UUUCUGCUUAUGAAAGUCAGAAAGGGCUUUAACGAUGGCCUGUUUCUGCCUUUGCAUGUGUACAAGAUGAGAACAAGGUGUUUAAAAGCCUGACUAUGAGCAAUGGUGGUGACUUGUUAAUCAGGAAUUAUUCAAAAAAGGAGAACGGUGCCACAGUCACGGAGAACAACAACAGAGUCUGCUGAGGGAGAAGUGAAGGAGUAAAACUUUUGUGGGUGGGUGGAAGCUAAGGGAAGAGGGAGGGAAAAAAUUUUGGCAAGCAACGGAUGGUGCUUUGCAUCAGUUUAACAGUGAGCAAUAAGCUUCUUUCCUCUCAUUGUACACCACCCUUCCCUCCUCCUGGUCACUCAGGACCCUAUAAAUAAUUCGUUUUCUCCUGUCUUUCUCACUUCCCAGUUUUUAAGGCAGCAGGGAAAGCCAGCCUACGAGGCUAGAGAAAGAGAAAGGAGAAAAGGGCAAAGAGGAGAAAGAAGAAAGAGGAAAAAGAGAAGAAGAAGAAGAAGAAGAGGAAGAAGAAGAAGAAGAAGAAGAAGAAGAAGAAGAAGAAGAAGAAGAAGAAGAAGAAGAAGAAGAAGAAGAAGAAGAAGAAGAAGAAGAAGAAGAAGAAGAAGAAGAAGAAGAAGAAGAAGAAGAAGAAGAAGAAGAAGAAGAACAUCAUGGCUAGUGAAUUCAAGAAGAAAGCUUUCUGGAGAGCUGUCGUGGCUGAAUUUUUGGCCAUGAGUCUCUUCAUCUUCAUCAGCAUCGGCUCAGCCUUGGGUUUCCAAUUCCCUGUGAUGGUCAACAAGACCAUCACGCCCAUUCAAGACAACGUGAAAGUCUCCUUGGCUUUUGGCAUCUCCAUUGCCACCAUGGCCCAAAGUGUGGGCCACAUCAGCGGAGCCCACUUGAACCCGGCCGUGACUUUGGGUCUUCUGCUCAGCUGCCAGAUCAGCAUUCUCCGGGCUGUCAUGUACAUCGUGGCGCAGUGCUUGGGGGCUGUGGUGGGCACUGCCAUUCUUUCCGGCAUCACGUCCAAUCUGGAGGGCAAUUUGUUGGGACUCAACCAGUUGGCACCUGGGGUCAAUCCUGGGCAAGGCCUGGGCAUUGAAAUCAUCGCUACGUUGCAGCUGGUGUUGUGUGUGCUAGCCACAACGGACAAGAGGCGAACGGACCUGUCCGGAUCAGCACCAUUGGCCAUCGGUCUUUCUGUUGCCUUGGGUCACCUGCUGGCAAUUGAUUACACCGGUUGCGGCAUCAACCCUGCACGUUCUUUCGGAUCAGCAUUGGUGACCACUAACUUUGCCGACCACUGGGUCUUCUGGGUUGGCCCCUUAUUGGGGGGUGUCAGUGCAGCUCUCAUCUACGACUUCAUCCUGGCACCCCGAAGCAGCGAGAUCACAGAACGCAUGAAGGUUUGGACCACCGGCAACGUGGAAGAAUAUGACCUUGACGCCGAUGACUCGCGAGUAGAGAUGAAACCGAAAUAAAAGGAAGGUCGGAAAAACACGGCACCCAUUUCUGAAAAUGUGCUCUUUUUUUACACUUGCCUCUGUUCGAUCAGUAUUAUAGACUCUUUCUAAAACGACCUGCCAUUUUUCCAAAUGUUUUUAUAAGUCGCUAUGUUUUUAUUUUUUUUUUCCUCUCCAAAUUUCUGGAUUGGGAGGGGAGCAUCUUGGGAGAAAUGAAGGGAGAUGUUUCUAGAGCCUCAUAUUUUUGUUCUGGAGCCAGAAGGACAGGUGCCUUGAAAAAUAGAUUAUUUUUGUAUUAUUUCAGCCCAGAGUGAUAGCAAGAGUCUGCCUGCAGAAGGGAAGAAAUAUGGAAAAAUAUUAUCCAGAGAGAGAAAAAAAAACACAGUCAAGGAAGGGCAAUGCCUUGAUAUUAGUUUUUAGAAGUGAGAAAAUCAGUGGGAAAAAUAAAUUUAGUAGAGUUUUCUAGAGCUUCUGGGCCAUUUGGAGAUAUUAGGAAAAUAAAUAUUUUUUUCCUAUUGUUAGGGAAUAGAAUGCACGCAUAAACAAAUAAACACCCCCCACCCCCCACAUUUUGUAUAGAUAUAUUUUGAUUCUAUGUCCUCAAAUCAGUGUUGACUUAUAAAAGCAACAUAGAGACAUGUUUCUUGAACUUUGCCCAAUAUAAGCUGGGGGGACUUCAACUCCCAGAAUUCUGCUGCUGAGAAUUGAAGUCCAUACCUGUUAAAGCACGGGUCUGGGGAAUUCUGGGAGUUGAAGUCCACCCAUCUUAAGGUCACCAAGUUUGAUAAAGACUGACAGAGAGUUGGUAGGCCUUCUCUAGGAUGAUAGUGUAGUUACCACUUCCAGAAUCAUUGAAUAUUAGAUGGGACCCUAAGAUCAUCUAGUUCAGGGGUAGGCCACCUUGGCUCUUUUAUGACUCGUGGACUUCAACUCCCAGAAUUCCUGAGCCAGCAUGGCUCAACUUGGAAACUCUCCCUUU
Molecule: messenger RNA, 2427 nt
Organism: Crotalus tigris (Tiger rattlesnake)
Lineage: Eukaryota; Metazoa; Chordata; Lepidosauria; Squamata; Viperidae
Gene: AQP1
Product: aquaporin 1 (Colton blood group)
Exons: 4
Coding region: 657-1466 (269 amino acids)
Biological process (GO): carbon dioxide transmembrane transport; hyperosmotic response; renal water transport
Cellular component (GO): membrane
Molecular function (GO): water channel activity; glycerol transmembrane transporter activity; carbon dioxide transmembrane transporter activity
Source: RefSeq, a predicted model, not a curated record